Ictidomys tridecemlineatus (thirteen-lined ground squirrel) is the source of this 2064-nucleotide messenger RNA. The record is from RefSeq and is a predicted model, not a curated record. NCBI's taxonomy places the organism in Eukaryota, Metazoa, Chordata, Mammalia, Rodentia, Sciuridae.
AUGGAGCCAGAGAAGGAGAAGACCGGGAGGCUGAACAGCCAGAGGAGACGGGUCCCCGACUGGCUGAUGGGGACGCCCGAGGCCAGGAUACCCCGUUCGGAUCUCGUGGACAGGCAGCCCGAGCCCAAGAGAGCCCGGUUUUCUGGCAUCGUAAUGGCCGAAAACUGUGAAAUAACCCACGGACAGCUAUGUGAGCUGCUCAAGUAUGCAGUUCUGGCUGCGCCCGUCAUUGAGAGACCCAGGUGGUGCCAGCUUCUGUACGGAAAGCGACUGAGCAGAACAGUGGUUGUCAUCCUUCAGGGGAUGAGUCAACUCCACUUCUACAGGUUCUAUUCGGAGUUUGGAUUUCUCCGAAAAGCCUUCAGGCAUAAAUUCCGCUUGCCUCCUCCAUCACCGACUUUUCUAGCUGAUGUUAUGGGGCUACCAAAUCAAAGGGCUGGAUAUCUGCCUAAGACCACGGGAGGAUCUGUACCAUCUGCAGGUCCAAAACCCAAGGUCGACCUGCAGAAGGACCCGGUCAUUCAAAAGUAUGGCUCUCAGAAGGUGGGCUUGCUGCGAUGCCUUCUGACAGAGGAGGAAAUGAGGACCUUUGACUUUCCCUUACAAGGUUCUCCCGACUGUGAGAACUUUGUAACGACCAGAUGUGAUGGGUCUGUCACAGAGAACAGCCCUCUCUUCGGGCUGGACGGAGAAAUGUGCAUCACGUCCAAGGGGAUAGAACUAACCCACAUCUCACUGGUGGCCGAAGGAGGCUCGUGUCUCCUGGAUGAGUUGGUGAAGCCCGAUGAGGAGAUUGUGGACUACGCCACCUGCUAUUCGGGGAUCACGGAGGAGAUGCUUAAGCCGGUGACGACGAAACUGAAAGACGUUCAGAGGCGGUUAAAAGCACUGCUUCCUCCUGAUGCGGUGUUGGUAGGCCAUUCCCUAGACGUGGAUCUCCGGGCACUGAACAUGAUCCACCCAUAUGUCAUCGACACCUCGUUGCUUUAUGCCAGAGAGCGGGGCAGAAGAUUCAAGCUCAAGUUCUUGGCCAAGGCUGUAUUGGGGAAGGACAUUCAAUGUUCGGAAAGGGACGGUCAUGAUCCCACAGAGGACGCUGCCGCGACCCUUGAAUUGGCUCAAUACUUUCUCAGGUAUGGCCCAAAGAAGAUUGCAGAACUCAAUCUGGAGGCGCUGUGGAGAGCCCAAGACCCAAGAAAUGUCAGAGAAAAGGUCCACUACACCUACAGAGGUGCUUUAAGAUCUUUCGAUCCGGGGCAUCACAAGCUCCUUUUUGUAUCCCGAGAGACAGACGAUAUUGAACUCCCGUCUCCUGAAGAUUGUGAGACUAUUAAGUGCCUUUCCAACAGAGAGGUCUUUGAGCAGGCCAGAAGGCAAGUGUGCCUGUACCCCUUCAGCAUUAUUCGGUUCUCUUUGAAGCCUUUUUCACCUCUCCUCACUGAGGAAGUGAGCCAAAGGAUGCAGAUCAAGUGGACAGAGAUGUCCACUGUCUAUGCUGGGCCAUUGAGCAAAGAUUGGAACCUAAGUGCUCUGAAGAGGCUGUUUAGGAGCUUUGGCCCAGUUCGUACAAUGACUGCCGUUCUGGAAACGCAUCAGCCUCAUCUCUCCAUAGAGUAUGAAGUCCUGGAAGCUGCCCAGCUGGCCAUCGAACAGGAAAAAUACUGUUUCCUGAAGUUCAAAACUUUUGGCAAUGCCCAGAGGGCCCUCCAUGUCCUCACAGGCAAGGACUGGAAGCUGAAAGGCAGGCAGGCCCUAACCCCCAGGCACCUGCACGCGUGGCUUAGGAGCUCACCACCUGAAUCAAGGAGGCCCGCGGGUCUGGGAGUGAGACCUCCUCCCUCGGAGCGGGCGACCUUGCAGAAUUUACAUGCGGAAAACGCAAAGAGUGCAGCCAGGCGUUGGAGCCGCAAGAUUGGAAGGCUCUACCGAAGCCUGAGCCCCGGUACCCUUUGUGUUAUCCUCCUGCCAGGAACCACUAGCCCUCAUGGAUCCCUCUCUGGCCUAGGACUCAUGGGAAUAAAAGAUGAAGAAGAGGAAAGCACUGGACCAAGCGUGGGUUUGUGA